CUCCCCUCCCGGCGGACGUCGGCGCGGCGCGGGCUCGGGCUCGGGCGCCGGGGCUCGUCUAGGAUGGGCCCGCGCGGGGUGCUGCUCUGCCUGCUCCCCUUGGUGCGAGCCGCCGGGCGCCCCGAGGCCCCGGCCGACGAGCCGAGCCUGGAGGCGGCCGUGGCCGUGCCCAACGCCUCGCACUUCUUCUGGAGCAACUACACCUUCUCCGACUGGCAGAACUUUGUGGGCCGGAGGCGCUACGGGGCCGAGUCCCAGAACCCCAUGGUGAAAGCCCUGCUCAUCGUGGCUUACUCCUUCAUCAUCGUCUUCUCGCUCUUCGGCAACGUCCUGGUCUGUCAUGUCAUCUUUAAGAACCAGCGAAUGCACUCGGCCACCAGCCUCUUCAUCGUCAACCUGGCGGUCGCCGACAUCAUGAUCACGCUGCUCAACACCCCCUUCACCUUGGUCCGCUUUGUGAACAGCACAUGGGUGUUCGGGAAGGGCAUGUGCCAUGUCAGCCGCUUUGCCCAGUACUGCUCACUGCAUGUCUCAGCACUGACGCUGACGGCCAUUGCUGUUGACCGCCACCAGGUCAUCAUGCAUCCGUUAAAACCCCGGAUCUCCAUCACAAAAGGCGUCAUCUACAUCACAGUUAUCUGGACCAUGGCCACGUUCUUUUCGCUCCCACACGCCAUCUGCCAGAAAUUAUUUACCUUCAAGUACAGUGAGGACAUUGUCCGCUCCCUGUGCCUGCCAGACUUCCCUGAGCCAGCUGACCUCUUCUGGAAGUACCUGGACUUGGCCACCUUCAUCCUGCUGUACAUCCUCCCCCUCCUCAUCAUCUCCGUGGCCUACGCCCGCGUGGCCAAGAAGCUGUGGUUGUGCAACACAAUUGGGGAUGUGACCACAGAACAGUACCUGGCCCUACGGCGUAAGAAGAAGAAGACCAUCAAGAUGCUGAUGCUGGUGGUGGUCCUCUUUGCCCUCUGCUGGUUCCCGCUCAACUGCUAUGUCCUCCUCCUGUCCAGCAAGGUCAUCCACACCAACAAUGCCCUCUACUUCGCCUUCCACUGGUUUGCCAUGAGCAGCACUUGCUACAACCCCUUCAUCUACUGCUGGCUCAACGAGAACUUCAGGGUUGAGCUGAAGGCAUUACUGAGCAUGUGCCAAAGGCUGCCUAAGCCCCAGGAGGAAAGGCCACCCUCCCCAGUUCCUUCCUUCAGGGUGGCCUGGACAGAGAAGAGCAAUGGCCGGAGGGCUCCACUAGCCAACAACCUCCUGCCCUCCUCCCAACUCCAGUCUGGGAAGACAGACCUGUCUUCUGUGGAGCCCAUUGUGGCAGUGAGUUAGAGGGGGGUUGGUGGGGGGCAGCGGGGGGAGAGGCAGAGGGAGGGCUGUCUCCAGCUGAGGUUGGGAAAGGGCCUGAGGACAGAGCCUGGAAAAAAGCCUGUCCUCUCACACAUGACCUUCACAGUGCUUGAAACAAGGUCCUACAGAAGCCAUGGGACCCUUGAUUUCCUAGGAAAUGCUGUCUAGCCUCCUCCCCCAUUUGAUGUGAAAACUAAAAGACAACUACCAAUUAGACACAUGUUUAUGAAUUUCUGUCUAAGAAAUGCUGCGAGGCAUAUCACCCUGGUUCCCUGAGCCAGAGAACCCAGGACAGCUUCAGCCCACAUGAGGGCUGAGUCAGCCCUCUGCCUAACAACCCUCCCUGCCACCAAACAUUCAUAAAGAACACCUGAGUCAUCUUGGGGAUGUGGCUGACCCAGAUACAACAAACUCUACUUGAACAAGAUUCACUGGCCAGUGAAAGGUGAGUGAGCCACAGCUGACACGGAGGGGUUUUUUUGCCUCACUUUCUGAAGUCCUGGGCCAGGAUGAAUCACAAUAGUGUGGCAGCUGGCUGGAUAGAUGACAAGAAAGGACCAAUUCAGUUCCCUUAAAACAAUGAGGAAUUAUUGAGUUCUCUUAAAGAGGAAUUAUUAUUAAAACUUGGGAAAAUUUAGAAAAGCACAAAGAAGAGAACAAAAAUCACCCCCUUCUGUCACCAGUGGUGAUGAGUUUUGUUAAUAUGCUGUGGAUUUAUUUGCAACUUUUUCCUUUGUGUGCAUGUGUGUGCACACUCUUCCUUCCAUUCUGAAUUACACUUUUCCACAUAGAGAUAAGCAAGAAACAGGGCAUAACAGAGAACUUCUGAGCACUUCUUCCAGGAGUAGUGUACACCAGAAGAGUUGGAAGAAGAGGUGGGAGAGGAACCCAAGGAGAAGGCUGUCAUGGAGCCAACAGACUGCCCUCAUCUCAUAACCAGUGGUAGGAAAGGUCUGGAUGAAGUACCUCUUCUCCAAUGGCAGCCAUCAUGAUGAGCCGGGGAACAAAACUCAUUCAGGAGGCAUAAUUCCUUCUCUCCUGCACUCACAUGGAACAAGAGGUGGUAAAAUGUUGCCUUGCCUUUACAGGAGAUGAUGGAGCAGGCUCUCCAACAUGCCAGAAAUAAUUGCACUUAGACACUUCAAAUCCUCCCAAGCUGUCUAGACAGGCCACUUCUCUGUGUUUUCUGAAUAAUAAGGCUUCUUCACGCCAGUUCCCCAAAGACGACUCACUUGUCAACAUCACCCAGCUCACAUAUCACCUUCAGAAACCUAUGACAUCGUCAUAGCCCUUAAGGACUCAACAUGUCAGAGAAAUCUCAUUCCAGAGACUGAGUGUUUUCAUCACCUUCUGUCUGGUCCUGAGUGACUCACUGUGUCACCCAGGAGACAGAGGCAGAAUAGAACUUAAUUCACCCACCCUAAACAAUUGCCAAUCUCACACUGAUUUUGGGUUUUUUUCUAGCACCAGACAGAUCUUGAAAGCAAACAUGGAUAUGGAGCUGAGUGGAAGACUGAGGUUUGGGGAGAAGGGCUUUGUCCAAGGUUCACUUAGAUCUCUUGACUAUUCAUUGAAAUUGAAAUUGAACUUGGUCAUAUCAUCUGCUUUCCUAUAAUGAACUAUUUAUGAGAAUGUUUGAAAUGUUUGACUUUCAUGGGACAGAGAGGCUUCUAAGCCCAUAGGGAUCUCAAGAUGGAUUUUCCAGGCCAAAUGGCUUCCAGGCCUGUGCCUACUGUCUCUGUGGUGUCAAGAAGUAGCUAAUUGUUUCAUCUUAAUGCUGUCACGGAAAUUCUUUGAACCAGACAGAGAACAGACAGGACUACAAAUAGUUUGUCCUACUCUAGAAUCAUGGGAAAAGUGAAGCUUUUCCUUGCUGAGGGCAUCUGGAAAUACUGCAAAGUCAGAGGAGACCCCACAGAUGGCCCAUUAGGUCUAGGUGUCCUGUCAGCACCUUGUCUCCCCCAUUCCUCUUAUUCUCUGUGUGCCUCAGAGCCAAAAGCAAUUUGUAUUUGUGAAUGUGAAAGUUGUUAAACUUGAGUCUUUCCAGUGUGUCAUAGUGAGUACUUUAUUAUCAAUGCUCCAGUCUCAAUAAAAUAUAUCUUGGA
Molecule: messenger RNA, 3455 nt
Organism: Zalophus californianus (California sea lion)
Lineage: Eukaryota; Metazoa; Chordata; Mammalia; Carnivora; Otariidae
Gene: GPR83
Product: G protein-coupled receptor 83
Exons: 4
Coding region: 64-1332 (422 amino acids)
Biological process (GO): neuropeptide signaling pathway
Cellular component (GO): membrane
Molecular function (GO): neuropeptide Y receptor activity
Source: RefSeq, a predicted model, not a curated record